UUGCACGGCGAGACUUCUGACGCACCCGGUUCCCGGAGCCAAAUAUCUUUCUCCUCUCAACGAAGGGCAAGUUAACGGCAUUUAAAUAUCGGAAUCAACAUCUUAUCCAGAACGGUCUUUAAAACGUGAACUUUGUUAGUUGUGAUUUGUGAUAUACGAGCUCGGUAUUAACUCUAACCUACGUCGCUGUGAAGGUAUUUUUACAGACGGCGAACGGGCUGACAGCUCAGGAUUCUCCUUAUCCCAUCACCGCGUCUCUUUUCACCGGCAUCAAUAACGUUUAGUUCACCUUAGGUUACGCUGAAAACUCCACCUAGCUGAGUUAAUGUGUCCAAGGGAAUUACUGCUAAGAGGUCCCGUUUUUCGUCUCAUGUGAAGUCCUCGUAUGUGUUCGUGCUGAGGAGUCGGGUUUGUAAGCUAACCGGCAGCUGCUCGCUUUUGCUUUCAAUGCCGGCUGACAUCGAGGGGCAUGUGACGUUGCCAUCAGGGCUCGAGCUUUAACGGUGCCGCUCAGCCGUUCUCUGACUGAGCUCUCAGCCGGGUCACACUGCAGCUCGUGGAGCUUUAGACUGUUCGUGAUGCACCAGCAGGGCUCGUUGAUGCCCCCCUUGCUCGGUGAUGUGUUCUGCCAGUGCCGGUCGGCCGGGGUCGACCCGGGCGGCGGAGGCGGCCACGCCGAGGACCCUUCAUCAGUUUCCCCAUCUAAACCGGUCACCCGACAGCCCGUGGCCGGUGACUGGCACUCUGACCCCAGCCAGUCAGCGCAUACAUGUGACACAUGUGGAGGUCCCGAGCAGGAGCACAGGCUCAAAGUACUGUUCCAGGUCCUGGAUGUAAACGGUGAUGGAGGCAUCUGUGUCAACGACCUGACGAUUGGGCUGAAGAAAUUAGGGGUUCAUCGCACCGAACAUGAGCUCAUGAAAAUAGUGAAAGCCGGAGACAAAGACCUGGACGGGCAGUUAGACUUUGAGGAGUUCGUUCAUUAUCUCAGAGACCAUGAGAAGAAACUCCGGCUGGUCUUCAAGAGCCUGGACAAGAAGAACGAUGGCCGGAUCGACUCACAAGAAAUCAUGCAGUCUCUGCGUGACCUGGGGGUGAACAUCUCUGAGGAACAGGCUGAGAAGAUUCUCAGAAGUAUGGAUAAAAACGGCACAAUGACGAUUGACUGGAACGAGUGGCGAGAUUAUCACCUCCUGCAUCCAGCUGACAACAUUCCUGAGAUCAUCCUCCACUGGAAACACUCCACGAUCUUGGAUGUUGGGGAGAGUUUGAUGGUGCCUGACGAGUUCACGGCAGAAGAGAAGAAAACGGGAAUGUGGUGGCGACACCUGGUGGCUGGAGGAGGAGCUGGGGCGGUGUCUCGAACCUGCACGGCGCCACUGGACAGGCUCAAAGUCCUCAUGCAGGUUCAUGCCUCCAAGAGCAACAGCAUGCAUAUCACUGGGGGCUUUGCCCAGAUGAUCCGAGAAGGCGGUGUGAGGUCACUGUGGCGAGGCAACGGCAUCAACGUCAUCAAAAUCGCCCCUGAGUCUGCUAUUAAGUUCAUGGCCUACGAACAGAUCAAACGAUUAAUUGGAAGUAACCAGGAGACGCUGGGCAUCGCAGAGAGACUGGUGGCCGGCUCUCUGGCUGGAGCUAUCGCUCAGAGCAGCAUCUACCCCAUGGAGGUCCUGAAGACACGGUUAGCCCUGAGGAAGACGGGCCAGUACUCAGGCAUCUUGGACUGUGCCAAACAUAUCUUCCAGAGGGAAGGCGUGGCUGCUUUUUACAAGGGCUACGUCCCCAACAUGCUGGGCAUCAUCCCCUACGCUGGUAUCGACCUGGCUGUCUAUGAGACUCUGAAGAACUCGUGGCUGCAGCGCUUCGCUACAGACAGCGCUGAUCCAGGAGUGUUUGUGCUUCUGGCCUGUGGCACCACCUCCAGCACAUGUGGCCAGCUGGCCAGCUACCCACUCGCCCUGGUCAGGACUCGAAUGCAGGCACAAGCUACCCUGGAAGGAGGCCCUCAGAUGAACAUGACGGGCCUGUUCAGACACAUCAUUAGGACCGAGGGACCCAUGGGACUCUACAGAGGCCUGGCGCCCAACUUCAUGAAGGUCAUUCCGUCUGUCAGCAUCAGUUACGUGGUGUACGAGUACCUCAAAAUCACCCUAGGGGUCCAGUCAAAGUGAGCACGGAGGCAGACAGAAGAAAUCAAGAGGCCAAAGGUUUUGUUUUGUUUUGGGUUUUUUUGUGCUUAAGUUUGACUACGCUGGGAUCUAAGAAACAAGCAGCUAAGAUGCUUUACAUUUAAAUCAAGUUAUCAAAUUCCAGGGUUUAAAAGAUAAAAGUCAGGUGAUGCAAACGAUGUAGGGAGGCCGACAAAGACUUUAUGGAUGGAGGAAAGCUUAACUGAAGCUGUUUCUGUUGUGGUUUGCUGUUGUUUGAAUCAUUCCCUCAGCAUUUCAGAAGCUCUUCUGCACCUGUUCACUUUGUUUAGGAAGACAAAAGUUUACAUCGAGUUCACUGAAGGUGAACAUACCUGGUUGUUUUGGGUACUGACAGUGCUGUGGCAGGAGAAGAAUUAAUCUUGAAGGGCUUUGCUAAGAUAUAUCACAAAGCAUUCCCCGUGUCUCCCUGCUGACUGACUGUGUACAGAGCUGAGGUGUAGGUCUGUAAAUUCCCUUUGUGGAUGUAAUAUGCUCCUUUAUGUUCAUUUCGAUGUGUUCCCACGGCUUUCUGUGAACCAAGAUGAUCCAUGGUCAAAAGAAGGCUUAAUGAAGUUAGGAAGUUAGUAAAAAUAUACUCAACUACAAGCUCCUAAUAUUUCAUCGAGGCUUCUCAUGUCUACAAACUUUACUGUGGACUGAGAGAUACUUUGUAGUGCCAUCAUUUAUACUUUAUAGUUCAUUUACCUGCAUGAAGACAAAAUUCUAGUCAUUCACAUCCCAGUGCACAGGCCUCCUGCAGUUAAUGCAUGACAGGCCACGCACAGAGAAAAAAAAAAAUCACAACUAAACUGUCACAAAUAAUACUUGAUUCUUCAGCUUGUGGAGAGAAUUUAGCAACUUUGUUUUCAGAUGUUUGCAGUUUCUUUGAUCUGUUCUUUGGCAGACGUGUUUCUUUUCAGAUACACUUCAACCCCACACCACCCCCACCAUCGCCACUCAGGCCUAAAAUGUGAACUCAUCAGCAUUCAUGUCAUGACAUUACCCAAACACAUCAGUGCUUCCAAAGGGAUGCAUCUUGGAAGUUUGUAAGUUGAAUUCCCCCCUUUUCAUCCAGUGCUACCUUUAUAUUAACCUCAUCCUACCUCUGGUAAGGAUCUAGGAAUAGUAGAACCAUUGUUUGUUCCGUCCAGUACGUUUGGUGCUGUGGGGGCGGCAGGAACAUUACAGUUAGUGGGGACGUUAUGAAAGAGCAGGUGGAAAAGGUGUUGAUUUGGGUUUUGUUGUGCUUUUCCAAAAAAAAAAAAAAAAAAAAACCCAUUCAUUUUAAAUGCAAAGCUGAAGAUUCAGUCCAGCCUGAGCUGUCAGGCAGUCAGACUUUAUGCACUUUGAUGGUCCUUGAUGUAAAUAUGUAGAGCAGUGACAGUGUUUUUAUUGGCUGAGGUUUGUAUUAGGUAGAAUAACUUUUUCCCGGCCUUAACAUUUAAAACCAGACUGUGGCACUUUUGCUGAACAAGUGACAAAUACAGGAUAAGGAGACUUUGAAUUUCCUUUUUUUUUUCCCCCAAGAUUCUCUUGAGUCAGUUGCUUUAAAUCCAUCAGUUACACUCAGUCAGCAGCUUUAUAAAGCAAAAUGUGACCACAAGCAGGAAACAACAUGUCUCCUGUGUGUUUACUUCUUGUUCUACAUUUGUGAUAAAACUACUGAAAUUUUCAUGUGACCUGAUGAAAUGUAGUGUAUGUGUAGCACAUUAACAGAAAGGUUAUAAUGUUAGUGAACUGACUAAAGGAGGAAUGUCAGUUAAGCGGCAAAACCAGGAGGGAGCUAUUGGCUUCAUUUAAAAACAGCUGACUUGUUGUUGUAGAAUUGAGUUUGUCGUUUAGCAUUUACCUUUUAAACUGAGUGAUAGCAACAGAAAGAGAGCAGCAACAACUGAAGGUGCAUGGGUACCUUUGAUGGGCUGGUUGUGAUAGUGACAGAGGAGUAUAAACAGCAGUCAUCUCUGAUACAAGAGAUCGCCAAGGAAACCCGCAGUGUGGAAAACUUCACACUCCCUGCCAAAUGAAAAGGUUGAAUUCUUGCCAUGAUUACAGACAUUUUACAUUUUUUAAUCAGUGCUCCCGUUCACUGAGAAACUUUAGUUUUACUGUAGUUGCGGCUAAGGCAGGCAUAAGCUGUUAUCACUCAACACCAGCUGAUCCUGGUUUUACAGCAAAGUUUUAUUUUUCUUUGUGUUUAACAAUGUUACUCUGCAGCAGUUGUUGAGGAAAACUGGUGACAGACAGUUAGAAAAAGCAAAAACAAUAUUAAUUAUUAAAAUCUCAUAGAUGUAAACAAAUAUAUAAAUCAAAAUGUUAGGGAGUCUUUUGUUGUUGCUGUUUUUUGUAUUUUUCUUUUCUUUUUCAUAAGACACCACACUGUGUUACUUUCAUCAAACAUCACAAUGAUCUUGUUUUGAGUUGGCAGCAUUAUUUUUCAGUAUCAACAAUAUGAUAUUGUGAGAGUUCAGAGGUCCUUCCUAAAACCGUGUAUGGAAGCUUUAGCAUUCCUCCUUUAAUUCCUGUAUAAUGUUUCAGUUAUCAUAUGUUCAGCAUGUGCGACUUUCAGUUUUCCUUUCCUCUAGAUUCAUAUGAACAUUCAAGAAAAAAAUAGAAGUGUAUUGACUACAGGAGAGACAAGGAUUUGCAGUUUAGAUUUCUGUUAAAGUUUUUUUUUUUUUUUUUUUUUUGAAAUGCUGUUGAAAGCUGGAUCUUUAUGGAAUAUUUCACCACCUCGUUGGCUUAAGACAUUUCCCAGCCUCAUCCGAUGUAAAUCAGCAGUCCUUUAAGUCACCUGACAGGACAUCCAAGCAGAGGAAGGACUCUCAGCCUGACUGAUGCCUGUGUCAAAUGGUCACAGAUUCCCAUUAGUGCCUUGUGUGCCAAGCCUCUCUUACAUAAAUGCACCCAAACACUACAGGAGCUGGAGUCUGUGGGACACUGAAUGCACUUUAAGGUACUCUGCUUUAAUUCCAGUUUUUGUUUUAUUUAUUACUAUAUUUAUUUAUUUAUUCUCUCAAAAAAAAAAGGAAUAAUGACUGCAUUUGUGAUCUGUUGGUUGUACUGAAUCAUUUUAUCUUUAUGAGGCUUUUUUUUUUUUUUCUCGAGGAACCUGUGGUCUUGGUGGAAAAACUGAGGUUCACGGUUUGUUUUUGAGUGACGGAAGUGACUUUGACACGAGUCGAAGCCUUGGAGUCCCAAAGUGUUCAAUAUUAAAUAUAUAAAGGGGGGAAAUGAAAUAAAAAAUCAUAUAAAUAUAUGAAAAACCAAAUAAUUUGUUAAAUCUACAUCUAAACUCUUUUUAUUUGAUUAUAGACAUUUUUAUAUCAAUAUGUCCUUUUUUAAAAAAAAAAAUCUGUUUUUAUUUCAUAAUGGUAGUUUUCCCAAUAACACUUUUAUUUGAUGUCAAGUUUUAUUUCCACUCACUACCUGUUAGCUAAAGAAACUAUCUGGCUAUGUCAAGCUCUGAACAGAAAGAGCACAGACAGAGAAACUAAGGUCUCAGUGUAACAAGGCUGCUAAUGCUAAUGCUACCUACCUAGUUGGUAGCUAAGUAGCUAAAUUAGCUUGUGAGCUUUAAAGUGAGGAGCCAGUGUUAGCUGUUAGCAAGCUCAGUUGGUGGGAGCAAGGAUGAAGACACUGUCUUUUUGCUCUUCACAAAGUUGUGUCUUUAGCAUCAAAGCGUUGCAGAGUUAACUGAGUUAACCACCUAAGAUUAACACUGCAUCGUUAGCAUGUGCAGCCUUGUUUAGCUAAAUAAAUAAAAGGAGAUGUUAGUUUCAGUGCUUUGGUACUGUUUAUUUACAGCAGCGGCCUCUUGGCUGGUUGAUUCAGACGUAUUUUGACAUUGUUGUUGCUCUAGCUAACGGGAACUAACUAUUAUUGAACAUUUUGGGUCUCCAUAUGAAGAUUCCUUUGAAGAUUACCCUCAGCAGCAGUUUGUUAUGAUGAUACAACUGAAAGCAUUUCAGCUGCAAAUGCUGCUCAGGCAUCAGCACAGCCUGCUAUCAAGAGUAAACACAUUCUGGACAGUGAAACAUACAAUCUGAACAGGAUCUCUGCUGAAUACUGAAUCAAGUAUGUGUUGUGAAAUGUACUGUAGUAAAAGGAAGGAUGUAUUCAGGCGAGCUCGCCUCCUCUACAAACCAACGUGCUGUACAAUCUGUGUACGUCUGUGGUAGACCUGCAGUCUCACAUGUUGGACUGUCUGCUUGUGACCUUUAGAAUGCCAGGCUGCUUUUUGUCAGCCGCCUUACUCCAGCAUAUCACGUCUGCUUUCGAAACCACGCUGUGUCUUCGUGGCAGGUGGAGGAGAGAUGAUGGGCUUAUGUUUGCUCAGCUGAGCACUGAUCCUCAGUCCAUCCGUCUUUCCUCCUCUUGCUUCCUGGCAUGAGUGUUUAUCUGACCCCUUGCUCUGAUAUCAUAUAUGCAUAAAUUUGUGACACAGAAUGAUGUCACCCUGUGGCUGCGUGUAAAUGUUUUUUUUCCAUAUUUUGUAGGGUGAAAUGUAACUCUCUAAUGUCUUAACAGUAGCCUUUAAUGUCUGUUGUACUGACCAAACGGCAGUAAGGCAAAUCGCCAGUGGAACUUGAAAUGUACAGGAACUGCUAGACUAUACAAACUGAAGGCUACAAUGUAUAUUGGUAAAUGGUGGUAUAAUUACAAAAUGUAUUCAGUAUAUAUAUUUCUAUUUUUAUUUUAUUAUGCUAGUUGUAAGUGACAGAGAUGCAAGAAUGAGUAUGUGAGUACUUUUGCAGUAGCUGCUUGUAGAUGCAUCCACUGAAGGAAUGUUAUGAAAAGGAUAUUUAUGCUCCGUAUGAGAUCAGCUGUUAAAUAAACUAGUUCAGCAUCGAA
This is a messenger RNA of Toxotes jaculatrix (banded archerfish), 7040 nucleotides long. It is a transcript of the gene slc25a25b, whose product is annotated as solute carrier family 25 member 25b. Lineage: Eukaryota; Metazoa; Chordata; Actinopteri; Toxotidae. The coding region runs from base 579 to 2171 and encodes 530 amino acids. Gene Ontology annotation, biological process: transmembrane transport. The transcript has 10 exons. Gene Ontology annotation, molecular function: calcium ion binding; ATP transmembrane transporter activity. Gene Ontology annotation, cellular component: mitochondrial inner membrane. The record is from RefSeq and is a predicted model, not a curated record.